Molecule: messenger RNA, 744 nt
Organism: Capsella rubella
Lineage: Eukaryota; Viridiplantae; Streptophyta; Magnoliopsida; Brassicales; Brassicaceae
Product: pathogenesis-related protein 1
Exons: 1
Coding region: 60-638 (192 amino acids)
Cellular component (GO): extracellular region
Source: RefSeq, a predicted model, not a curated record
AGAAACAGAGGAAGCAGAAGGAUGAGACCACACAAUUAUACAGAGAGACGCUGGAGACGAUGUCUGUGACCUUGUCUCAUCCAUCAUCAUGUCUUCUCCUUCUAAUCCUUCUCUUUCCCGGCCAUCCCUCUGCCUCCGGAACCUCCAUCUCCGACAUGGUGAACACUGCGGCGCGUGUGUUAAACAGAGCGAGAAGAGCAAGACACUCGAGAGAAUUCCUACACGCGCACAACAUUGCCCGGGAGUCUUCAGGCGUGCCACCUCUCGAAUGGGACAAAGGCCUGGCCCGGUUCGCUGAUAAAUGGGCUAAACAACGUAAGCCCGUUUGCAAUAUGAUGCAUUCAGAUGGUCCUUACGGCGAGAACAUAUUCUGGUACCGGCGUAAGAAGACGUGGUCGUUGGAGAAAGUGGUGACGAGAUGGUUCGAGGAAAGGUUUAACUACGACACGAAAACGAACACGUGCGCAUCAGGUGAGAUGUGCGGCCAUUACACGCAGAUGGUGUGGCGAGCCACCAGAGCCGUUGGAUGUGCACGCGUGAAAUGCGAUAAUGGCCGUGGCUAUCUUGUGGUGUGUGAGUAUGAUCCACCUGGAAAUUACGAAGGUGAAAGCCCUUUCGAUCAAAACACUGUUAAAUGAAAGAAGAAGAAAAUGUUAGAGAUUGAUUGAAAACAAUUUUUUUUCCCAUUAUAUAAUGAAGAAAAUAUACAUUGUAUCUGUAUUACUAUUCUUGGUCCAUGCAUAA